Molecule: messenger RNA, 402 nt
Organism: Gongylonema pulchrum
Lineage: Eukaryota; Metazoa; Nematoda; Chromadorea; Rhabditida; Gongylonematidae
Source: the annotation of a GenBank genome assembly
AUGCUAAUAGGAACUGGGGCUACCGUUGGGGAGUUUGGUUUAGAAGCAGGUGCAAACCGUAGUCCAUGCUCAAACAUCUAUCCGGGCUCAUCAGCGUUUAGUGAAGUGGAAACUGCCGGUAUGCGAGAUUUUAUUAUUUAUCAGAUUCCGGAUCUUAAGGUUUACAUCAGUCUGCACAGCUACGGACAGCUCUUCCUCGCACCGUGGGGCUACACAAGUGAUAAGCCAAACAAUUACGGCGAUCAGGUAGGCUUGAAUAUUUAUCCAGCAUCAGGAACAAGCAUCGAUUACAUGCAGGAUAAGGGCGUCCCAUAUAUUUAUGGUAUUGAGCUGAGGCCAGAGGACGCGGACAGCAAUAUCGGCUUCACAAUACCCGCGCGAUUCAUUGAACCCACCGGUUAG